CACAAACAUGGUGGAUUUGAGUAGUUGAUAGACGGACAUUUACUUUAACAUACCUUUAUUUGAAAAAGUGACAUGAUCUCGAGAUGAUGCUAAUAAAUGUUUGUUUAUUUUUAUUAUCUUCAACAAAAUUAGCUUUAGCAGAGUACUAUGAAUACUAUGAAUGCAACACACCUUUAUUCUCAAAAGCAGCAGUUAGUGCUACUUCGGCUAUGAAUGAAAGGGGCCCCAAGAAUGCAGUCCUAUAUGGUGGCAAUGCUUGGAGUGCCCACGACAGCGAUUUUGACCAAUACCUGAUAUUCGAUCUGGGCCAAGUGAUGAACGUGACGAGGAUAUGGACUCAGGGUAGGCCCCACAGUAACGAGUACGUCAUGGAGUACCGUAUCAGUUACGGUAGCAAUGGGUUGGAUUAUGCCGAUUACAAAGAAGCAGGGGGAGAUAUUAUGAUGUUUCCUGGCAAUGUAGACGGUGACACUAUUCACAAAAAUGAAUUUGAGGUGCCAAUUAUUGCCCAAUGGAUUAGAAUAAACCCUACACGAUGGCGAGAUCGUAUAUCUCUCAGGGUCGAAUUGUUUGGCUGUGAAUAUGAGGCUGACAACAUGUUCUUCAAUGGCAGUUCGUUAUUGAAAUAUGAUUUAUAUAGGGAACAGGUAUCCGCCCUAAAGGAAAGCAUAAAAUUCAGGUUCAAAACUACCUCACCAAAUGGCAUUCUCUUAUACAGUAGGGGUACUCAAGGAGAUUAUAUAGCUUUACAAAUUAGGGAUAAUAGGAUGUUGUUGAAUAUCGAUUUAGGUUCCGGUACCGUUACAGGCCUUUCCGUGGGAAGUUUAUUGGACGAUAAUAUUUGGCACGACGUUGUGAUAUCGAGAAAUAGAAGGGAUAUUUUAUUCUCAGUAGAUAGAGUGGUUGUGACUGAAAAAAUAAAAGGAGAAUUCCAGAGACUAAAUUUAAAUAGAGGAUUUUAUGUAGGAGGUGUUCCGAAUGUUCAAGAAGGAUUGGUUGUUGUACAAAACUUUACGGGAUGCAUGGAAAAUAUGUAUCUUAAUUCAACGAAUCUUUUUAAGGAAGUUAAAGCAGCUUACAGUUACGGAGAGAGUUUCAAAUUUGAAAAAUUCAACGUCCUUUAUAACUGCCCGGAACCACAAAUUGUUCCAGUUACUUUUAAGACUCAGCAUUCCUUUGCGAAGUUGAAGGGAUAUGAAGGAAGUACAACCAUGAAUUCCUCUUUCGCCUUUAGAACUUACGAAGAUAACGGCCUUAUGCUUUAUCAUGCAUUUUCAACGAGCGGUUAUGUUGCUAUAUAUUUAGAAGCUGGCAAACUGAAAGUGGAGUUAGUGUCUCCCAACAACCCAAAAGUGGCCUUUGACAACUAUGAAGAGCAAUUUAACGACGGAAGAUGGCAUACAGUUGUCCUUACGAUAUCAACCAACAAAAUUGUCUUCAGUGUCGAUUAUAGGCCAAUGGUGACAACGCGUGUGUUGAAGAUUGUGACGGGUAGCAUAUAUUUCAUCGCUGGUGGAGUUAGUGCUGCUUUAGGAUAUACCAAUACUAUCUUCCCUGGAUUUGUUGGAUGUAUGAGGAAUAUACGGAUCGAUGGUAACAGCAAAUUGCCUACAGAUUGGACUCAAGAAGAAUAUUGCUGCGGCGAGGAAGUAGUGUUCGACUCGUGUCGUAUGACAGAUAGAUGCAAUCCAAAUCCUUGUCAACAUGGAGGUGUUUGUAAACAAAAUUCAGUGGAAUUUUUCUGUCGUUGUAAGGGUACUGGCUAUGGAGGAGCAGUGUGUCACAGUUCCAUUAAUUCACUUUCUUGUGUGGCGUACAAAAAUGUGCAGGCGGUGGGCCAACGCGCAGAAAUUAAGAUUGACGUCGACGGUAGCGGACCUCUAGCUCCUUUCCCGGUAACGUGCGAGUUCUAUGCUGACGGCCGUGUAGGAACUGUAUUGCAUCACAGUAACCAAGAAACCACUUCGGUGGAUGGAUUCCAGGAACCUGGAAGUUUUAUACAAGAUAUUCACUACGAUGCUGACGACGACCAGAUAGCUGCAUUGAUCAACAGAAGCAGUACUUGUAGGCAACACAUACAGUAUGCGUGCAAGGGUGCGCGUUUGAUGAAUUCACCGUCACAGGAAAAUGAGUUCAUUCCUUUCUCCUGGUGGGUGUCGAGACACAAUCAAAAGAUGGAUUAUUGGGGAGGGGCUUUAGCAGGUUCAAGAAAAUGUGAGUGUGGAAUUUUAAGCACUUGUACGGAUUCCACAAAAUGGUGUAACUGUGAUGGUGUUCAGAAUGCCGAUAUUUGGCAAGUGGAUGCAGGUGACUUAACUGACAAAGAGACCCUUCCGGUGAAGCAACUUCGUUUUGGUGACACAGGCAGUGCUCUCGAUCAAAAAGAAGGACGUUACACUUUGGGACCACUGAUUUGUGAAGGAGAUGAUUUGUUUAACAACGUCGUUACAUUCCGGGUGGCAGAUGCCACCAUCAACUUACCUACGUUCGACAUGGGUCAUAGCGGUGAUAUUUAUUUCGAAUUCCGAACUGCUUCAUCUAGUGCCGUACUCUUCCAUUCCACAGGACCUUCAGAUUAUAUUAAAUUGAGCAUAGUUAACGGAAAUCAACUUCAGUUCCAAUACCAAGCAGGUUCAGGUCCUAUUGCUGUCAUUCGAGAGGUUUCUUACAGAUUAAAUGACGAUCAAUGGCAUUCUGUAUCUGUGGAACGUAAUAGAAAAGAAGCUAUGAUUGUAAUCGAUGGUGCCCUAAAAGCUGAAGUAAGAGAACCACCAGGGCCAGUAAGGGCAUUGCAUCUGACAUCUGAACUCUUUAUUGGAGCGUCUACAGACUAUAGGGAUGGUUUUACUGGUUGCAUCCGAGCUCUACUAAUUAACGGUCUUCACAUUGAUCUUCGUCAAUACGCAAGAAUGGGUCUAUACGGUAUACAAGAGGGCUGCAUAGGAAAAUGCCAGAGCGGUCCAUGUUUGAACAACGGUACAUGUCAUGAGAGAUACGAUUCCUAUAUGUGCGAUUGUCGUUGGACCGCAUUCAAAGGACCAAUUUGCGCAGAUGAGAUCGGUGUUAAUAUGAGACAAAGUUCUAUCAUUCGGUAUGACUUUGAAGGUUCAUUUAGGAGUACUAUUGCAGAACAUAUACGAGUUGGAUUCACUACUACAAAUCCUAAAGGUUUCCUUUUGGGAUUAAUUUCAAAUAUGACCGGAGAAUACAUGACCAUCAUGGUAUCAAAUUCUGGUCAUUUACGUAUUGUUUUCGACUUCGGAUUCGAACGUCAAGAAGUCAUUUACCCAGAAAAGCACUUUGCUCUAGGCCAAUAUCACGAUCUGAUAGUUUCUAGAAAGAACGGAGGAUCAACAUUGGUGAUGCAAGUUGAUGGAUAUGAAGCGAAAGAGUUUAAUUUCAAUAUUAAGGCAUCUGCUGACGCUCAAUUCAACAAUAUUCAAUACAUGUACAUUGGAAAGAACGAAUCUAUGACAGAAGGUUUCAUCGGUUGUGUUUCUAGGGUAGAAUUUGAUGAUAUAUAUCCGUUGAAAUUGCUAUUCCAACAACAAGGGCCUGGAAACGUCAGAUCGUUAGGAACUAACCUGACUGAAGAUUAUUGUGGUGUGGAACCCAUUACUCAUCCACCCGAUAUCAUUCAAACUAGACCACCACCCAUUUUAGAUGAAGAAAAAUUAAGGAGAGCCUACAACCAAGUUAACUCAGCUGUAUUAGGAAGUGUUCUGGCUAUCGUGUUCCUCGCCCUCGUAGUUCUCCUAAUAAUCAUCGGCAGAUACUUACACCGACACAAAGGAGAAUAUUUGACCCAAGAAGACGCCGGUGCAGACACAGCUUUAGAUCCCGACACGGCCGUCGUGCACGGCGCCACCGGACAUCACGUUCAAAAGAAGAAAGAAUGGUUUAUAUAGAACCGAUAUCGAUUACGUUUAAGAUAUUUUUAUUGAAAAUUGGCCUAAAUAGUACAAGUACCGCUGUAAUAUAGUUUUGUAUUCGAUUUAAGUAAUAUUUUAUCGAUAAUGGUUGCAAUAUGAACAAGUGCUGUACUUUACACCUUAAAAUUAAUAGUCAAAAUAAUUUAUGCCACUUUAUUCACACUAGAUAUGCGCAUUUUGCUUUAUUUCUGAUAGCUGAACACUUUAUCAUACAGUUAUGUAUACAUUUGACGACCUAUAAAACGCUGUUUUGAUUUUUUUGAGCGAAGUUAAAGUGGUUAUUAGGUAAAGUACUGUACUAGACUUUACGAAGAUGUGUUUCCUAAAUCUUAGCGUAACGAUUAAAAACAUUUAAAAAUAAAAUUACGUAAAAUCAUACAGACGUACAUAAAGUACGUUUAAGAGCUCGCAUAAUAGCCAAAAAACCGGUUAUAAAUAGCUUUUUGAAGAAAUAAUAUUUUUUUUUCUCUUUUUUGUUAUAUUAAAUACUUUUAGCAGCAUUUAUUGUGGGGUACAUUGUUGUUUCCAAUACUAUUCUUGGCAAUCCGUUUUCAUACAUUCCUUAUACAUGGUG
Messenger RNA from Diabrotica balteata, 4506 nucleotides. The record is from the annotation of a GenBank genome assembly. NCBI's taxonomy places the organism in Eukaryota, Metazoa, Arthropoda, Insecta, Coleoptera, Chrysomelidae.